AUGUCGUAUGGACAGUUCAAGAAAGAGACGGAUGAAAAGCGCAAGUCGAUAAUGAAGGACUACCUAGCAUCGCCCGGACCUUCGCGACUACUACAGAGUGGAAAGACGAAAUUUAGCGAGGCUUCCACUUCCACGGUCACAGAGGAUGUAUACAAAUGGUCAUAUAUUAAUACAGAGGACCUCGUGACUCCAACACAUAUUUUACAACUUCUCAACUCUCGCGGACGGUUUACACCCAACCGUUUUGCCGAGACGGAUUGGCAAAGCUCCGAGCUUGGUCGCAACAUCAGUGUUAUCAAGGCGCAUCCGAUACAUGACGACCCAAAUGACGAAAGCCAAUACAAAGACCUAUUUGAAGCCGAAGAUGAAGGCGACGAACGAGAAGGUGAAAUCGAAACGGAGAAGAGAUUACGCCAAUGGAAAGAUAGACACAAAGACAGCGAAUGGGCUUACUAUAUGUUGAUGGACCGUACCAAUCUAGAAGCAUGUGAAAUUCCGAUGAAGAUCCCGGUCGCACUGGAAGCCGUAAAACCCUGGGAAGACCACACCUGGGCUAUCAGCGAAUGGUAUGAACACUUGUCUGUACACAUAUUGGAUAGGAAGGGAAGGAAAGAUUCCAACUUCUCUGACCCGGAUGUUCACAGAGCCCUUUGGCACAAUACGAUAGCCAUGGCCAUCAAGGAGCCUUACGAAAAUCUUGCUAUAUGGAAAACCGCAUUCCGUGCUCUAAACAUCAUUAUCAAGAUCGUGGCGUCACGGGCGCAGAUCCAAAAGGAGGUUGAUACAUGCGCAAGGGCUGUCGGAUGGUUAAGCGAUUUCCUUGAUCUGCGCCUCAUUACAAAGCUAGCUAAGAGGCUGCCAAAUUUACUCCCCGGCUCACCACCGAUGCGCGGCAUGUUUAUCCAGAAUGCGGUCGCAAAUCCGAAUAUGAGGUUCUCCGUCUUGCUAGCGCCGUUACGAGAAGAGAUGCAAUGGACGCCACACUGGGUGGAACCGGCGGAACUCUCCAACCAAGCGAAGACAGAUGCUGCUCUGGAAGAAUACAUCAUGCCGAUGAUACCGGGACAGCAGCGCGACACUAUGGAUCUUCCAAUCCGGAGUGAGAAACUGAAGACCAGAGGAAAGACCAACGGUCCUUCCGCUGGGCCCGUCGAAGUUGAAGCGGACCUGCAGGCAGUCGUUCCUGAGGAGACAAACACCCCGUCUACACCGCGCUUCACCGUUGGGAAGAAGACCCAGCACACUUUCUCGACUAUAUUCUUUCAGCCGUCUGCAAGCUCGCAUCCUGGUGACGUCCCAUAG
Messenger RNA from Alternaria rosae, 1302 nucleotides. RefSeq lists its product as uncharacterized. Lineage: Eukaryota; Fungi; Ascomycota; Dothideomycetes; Pleosporales; Pleosporaceae. The transcript is spliced from 6 exons. The record is from RefSeq and is a predicted model, not a curated record. Bases 1 to 1302 code for a protein of 433 amino acids.